Corticium candelabrum is the source of this 1503-nucleotide messenger RNA. RefSeq lists its product as uncharacterized. Bases 163 to 1416 code for a protein of 417 amino acids. The transcript has a single exon. The record is from RefSeq and is a predicted model, not a curated record. Lineage: Eukaryota; Metazoa; Porifera; Homoscleromorpha; Homosclerophorida; Plakinidae. Gene Ontology annotation, molecular function: protein-folding chaperone binding.
AAUGUUCGUGUUGCUCUCACAUCUUUGCAGUGUUUUCUAGAAUAUGUUCUUACCAAUAGUGUAGUACAGUAUAAAAUGCCAAAAUGCGUCUUGUUGGUUAGUUGUCAAGUUGUAUUUUGCUACGUACAGGCAAGAACCUACAAUUUAUAGCCUAGAGACGAUAUGGAGCUUAUUGGCUACAGAAAUCCAUGGUUUGGACUGACAUCAAGACAAUCUUCUCAGUCUCAUCAAGGCUGGAGCCCAUUCGGCUUUCUGGGACAACAGUUCCCACAGUCGUCUAGUUGUGACAGCUGGGAUUGGUCUGAUGAUGACUGUCAACAGUAUUGCGGAUGCUCUGAAUGCUCUCUAGAUCUGAGACGACAAAUGCAGAGAUAUCGUCCAAAGCUACAAGGAAACAAGUGUCGACCUCGAGAUCACAACUGUUUUUCGCAAAGUUCGGCUUGGGAUAACAAUGGGGACAAAUCCAGACAAUUUGGUGGUUCUUUACCUGUUGCAAUCAACGCCACUGGCAGUCAAAGUCAGUCCAAGCCUAAGCAGCUGCUCACUUCAACAGAUAUUGAUUUGAAACAAGCUGCAGCUGGCAUAUCACCAAAUGAUACACAAAUGGUAAAAGAAUGGAGAGCAACAUGUUCAAACGCAAAUCAAGUGGAUUGUCAGUUAAACGUCAAUGAUAAGGAGCACAACUGUUCCUGCGUUGCAGAUAGAGCUGCAACGGAGGAUGCAAGAGUAGAUGAAGGUUCAUCAACUUCUUCUGCAGAUGAAGUGGCAACAGACAGCUCUGUUCAGGAUUCAACUUUGAAGACAGACAAGGGCACGUCUUCUAGGAUGUUGUCAGAGAGAGACACCACUGCUGAGAAUUCUAGAGGCCAGGUGGAUGACAUACAAGAUGAGGGCAAUCAAAUGGAGAUCAGCCAAAUAAGCAAAAGAGAUAUGCACACUACCAGUGAAAUAGGAUUGACAGCUGCUGAGCAGUCUGAAACUCAAGUAGGUAGUCUGCUAAACAAGUGCAAACAAACUGUUGCCAGAGACUUACAGAGAUGUACUUCAAGUGAUCAAGUUGUGUCUGGUGCUAAUCUGGUUAACUGUGAAAAGGAAGAUAGUCAAGAAGAUUUGCUGGAAGUACUACAGGAAACAGCAGAAAUGGAGACUGAGAAGUGUUCUUCAGACAUAGAAGAUGUCUUUGAUAAACUCCAGGAGAUCAUGUCAAUAGUUGGUGAUGUUGGCAAACACAGGGCUACCAUUGCAACCUUGUCAGGCAGCAGAAAGGACAGGAACUAUUUAGUUGUUGAAGACUGUCUUGUGAAAGCCUUACUUGCUUUGGAUCACAUCGAGAGUGGAAAUCAUCAAGAAGUUAGGUUUGCAAGGAAAGCUGCUGUCAAAUACAUUCAGAAAAUGCUAGAAGACAUUGAGUGCUAGUUGAUUGCUGUAGACUUUAUUCUGCUUGUAUCUUCAAUUAAUUUAUUGUUAGAUCGUGGAUAUAAUAUAUUCAUUUUGAAGACUAAA